GCCGACUUCCGCACUGCCAAGUACUGGCCCGCCGAGUGGCACCAGAGGAACUCAUAUCUGUACCACAAGGCCUUCACCGGCUGCGAGCAGGCUGAGCGUGGCCGGGCCGAGGCCAAGGAGCUGGCCGAACAUGCCGCUGCCACCGCCCAGCACGCCCAGCAGGACUCCACAUCCGCCCUGGGCCAGCGCCUGCAGGACAUACACUUCUGGAAGGCUGAGCUCCAGAAGGAGAUAGAGGACCUAGAUGCCGAGACUGGCCUGCUGGCAGCCCAGAAGCUGCGGCUGGAAAGGGCACUCGAUGCCACCGAGGUGCCCUAUGCCAUUGCCACCGAUAACCUGCACUGUCGGGAAAGGAGGCAACCCCCAGAUCUCGUCAGUGAUGAGGUGGAGAGGGAGUUGCUGAAGGAAACUGAACUUAUCAGAAGUAUCCAGGAGCUUUUGAAAAGAACUUUGAUGCAAGCUGGUAACCAGAUGCGAUUAAAUCGAAAUCACAAAGAGGUUUGUGAAAUGGACUGGUCAGACAAAGUUGAAACGUACAACAUUGAUGAUAAAUGUGGAAGAUACAGUAACCAGAGCACCAACAUCCAGUUCCAUUCUAGUUCAGUGAAGUUUGAAGAGAGUGCCUCAACACCAGAGACAUGGGCCAAGUUCAGUCAUGACAACAUCUAUAGGGCAGAACGAGAAAAACUGGCUUCCAUCAAUCUUCGUGCCUUGAUUGACAAUAUUCUUCAUGACGUAUCUGAGGACCUGAGGAUGCAAUGUGCUGCUGUUAAUGAGGCUUUUGCCAAACGCUGUGAGGAGCUGGAUGAUACAAAACACAAACUAGAGUAUCAUUUGAAAAAAAUCCUUAAGGAGAUUGGAGAUCAAGAAGCUAACAUUGCUGCUCUCAAACAAGCUAUCAAAGACAAAGAAGCCCCAAUGAAAGUUGCUCAAACAAGGCUGUAUGACAGGGCUUUUAGGCCCAAUGUAGAGCUCUGCAGAGAUGAAGCACAAUUCAGGUUGAUCAGUGAAGCUGAAGAACUAACGGAGUCCAUUGAAUCCCUGAAGAAAAAACUGCUGGAAUCUGAACAGUCUCUGAGGAACUUGGAAGACACACGGAUGAAUUUAGAAAAAGAAAUAGCUGUGAAAACAAACAGUAUUUUUAUUGAUAGGCAAAAGUGCAUGGCCCAUCGCACACGCUACCCGGUUGUUCUUAAAUUAGCAGGUUACCAGUAGUAAUCUCUGUAACUAUGCAAAGUCUGCAAGAAAAAUGUAGUCUAGAAUCUUUCAUAUAAAAUACAUGGAUAAUAUUAUACACAGAAGUACUGUAUUCACUGUUAUUUUCCUCUAUUUGGGGUAGAAUGCAUUAG
This is a messenger RNA of Phaethon lepturus (White-tailed tropicbird), 1349 nucleotides long. It is a transcript of the gene TEKT4, whose product is annotated as tektin 4. The transcript has 6 exons. The annotation marks the transcript as partial. Gene Ontology annotation, biological process: cilium assembly; cilium movement involved in cell motility. The record is from RefSeq and is a predicted model, not a curated record. Gene Ontology annotation, cellular component: microtubule cytoskeleton; nucleus; sperm flagellum. Lineage: Eukaryota; Metazoa; Chordata; Aves; Phaethontiformes; Phaethontidae.